Molecule: messenger RNA, 988 nt
Organism: Papilio polytes (common Mormon)
Lineage: Eukaryota; Metazoa; Arthropoda; Insecta; Lepidoptera; Papilionidae
Product: transmembrane protein C5orf28
Exons: 2
Coding region: 95-700 (201 amino acids)
Source: RefSeq, a predicted model, not a curated record
UUAUUAAUGUAAACUGUAAAUAGUAAUUUUAAAAUUUUAGUUUAGUUAUCGAUAAUGAUAUCUCCACAGUUAUAACAUCGAUUCGACUAGAAAAAUGAAAUUAAUAAGCAUUAUACUCACAAUUUUACUCUGUUUAUGUGCAAUUAUUGGAGAUUAUAUCGUAUUUAAAUCAAAAUACUCUGAAUCACAAGUAUUCCGUGCUUUUUCCGACAGCAGUGUUCAUGCAAUCAUCGGUUUAAUAUCUGCAAUAUUAUUUUUCACUUACGAUGUCGGAUUGACUAUACAAGCACGCUUUUAUAAUGCAGCAUUUUGUACAAUACUCUCAUCUUUAAUAGAUAUUGAUCAUUUUAUUGCUGCAAGAUCUUUUAAAUUAAAGGAUGCUACAAAUUUAAAACAAAGAGGUAUCUUCCAUUGUACCACAUUUUGGUUGAUUUUUACUUUAUUAUUAUUAAUAUAUACUCAUAUUACUAAAAGAACAAAUAUAUAUACUUUGACGUAUAUGGCUGUAAUUGCAUAUUCAACACAUCUUAUACGAGAUGCAAAUCGUAGAGGUCUCUGGUUAUACCCUUUUGGGCAUACCUAUCCUAUAAAUAAAUAUAUUUAUUUGAUACUAAUAUGUGUGUUACCGAAAUUAUUUGCAUAUUCAUAUGUUUAUUGUAAACCAACUUUUAAAAAUGUAAUGUAUGAUUCAUUAGUUUAAAAUCCUAUGGGCAAUAGAAAUGGUUGGUUACCUUAUCUGACAGUGACAUUUUUAAGCUAUCUAAGUCUAUCGGUGAUGGGAUAGUGAGAGUCAAAAUGGCGGGUGUACCAUAGCCAAUAAUUAUAGUACAGAGUCCCAAAAACCCCCGAACUGCCCGGUAAAAUAAAACUUCAGUAUCGGGUGAAUGAGCCAACUUUGUUUGUCGCUUGUCGCAAGUAUUUUUUUUUAUAACAUAAGGUGGCAAACAAGCAAAUGGCCACCUGAAUGCACCGAAAUGGAAAGCGACCG